This is a messenger RNA of Megalopta genalis, 1296 nucleotides long. RefSeq names its product mitochondrial ribosomal protein L4 (gene mRpL4). Gene Ontology annotation, cellular component: ribosome. Gene Ontology annotation, molecular function: structural constituent of ribosome. NCBI's taxonomy places the organism in Eukaryota, Metazoa, Arthropoda, Insecta, Hymenoptera, Halictidae. The record is from RefSeq and is a predicted model, not a curated record. Gene Ontology annotation, biological process: translation.
UACAUAAAACUCAAGUAUUACAGAUCAAGUAAAAGAAAGACAUUGCUAGGUUAUCGAUGUAACAAUGUGCAUAUUGUGAGAAUAAUAACAAAUAUUACUUAUAAAAAUGCCGAUAAUUCUCCGAAACAUUGUCACGAAAUUGCAGACAUGUAAACAGCAGUCGUUAAAAUUCUGCACUGCUGUCGUUAAGGAGCAGACGACCAGUCUAGAACCAGUCCCAAUUAUUUCCAAAAAGAGUUACAGAGAUGAGAAAUUUUUGUAUCAAAAGCCACGCCAAAUAUGGUUGGAGAAUUUGGAUACAAUAGAGAGAAAGAAAUUAGGUCUAGUGUUCCUGCAUCCCACUGUCUACGCAGCAGCACCAAGGGUGGACAUUAUUCAUGAGAAUGUUAAAUGGCAGAGACUGUAUCGUUUUGUGAACUAUGAACACACGAAAACACGGGCAGAAGUAAGAGGUGGUGGUCGGAAACCUUGGCCACAAAAAGGAUUAGGUCGUGCACGCCAUGGAAGCAUAAGAUCACCAUUGUGGAAAGGUGGUGGUAUUGCACAUGGUCCCAGAUCUCCAACACCUCACUUCUAUAUGCUUCCCUAUUUCACACGUGUUGCUGGUCUUUGCAGUACAUUGUCUGUAAAACUUGCUCAGGAUGAUCUAUUCAUAGUUAACGAUUUAGAAAUACCAACUCAGGAUGCCUCUUAUAUGAAUCAACUAGUCGAGGAAAGGUGUUGGGGUCCUUCUGUACUUUUUGUUGAUACCGAUGAUAUAAUGCCAUUAAAUAUAACAGCAGCAACAGAUAGCAUUGCGCACAUGACCCUAAUGCCUGCAUAUGGGCUAAAUGUAUACAGUAUGCUAAAGUAUGAUACUUUAGUUCUCACGGAAAGAGCGGCGCGUUAUAUCGAAGAUAAAAUUCUGUUUCAACUAAAUAGAUCAGAUUCUGCAAAAUUGUUGGAGAAGUUCAAGCUUAACCAGCAGUAAAAUCGAUCCAAAGAAAAAAUUAAAUUCUUUAUUAUUGAUCAAAUUGUUGUUAUUUUUACCAACAGUAAAUAUGUUUUUUCUUAUAACAAUUAAUCCUCGGAAGACGAAGUUUUCCCAAAUCAACGUCUGAAAAUUGAACUACUAUGUUGUACCAUAAAAAUCGUAUUUCUUAUAACUAAUUAUUUCUAGUGAAAAAUUUAUCUUCUAUGCUUAGUUAAGGUCAUUUCUUUUUUAAAAUUGGCAUACUGGUCGACUUCCUAGGAAGUGGCUGAAAAAUAAGAAACUUUAAGAUUUUACGAAAUAAAUAAUAAAAGAAUAUACUGUUA